Molecule: messenger RNA, 6523 nt
Organism: Neolamprologus brichardi
Lineage: Eukaryota; Metazoa; Chordata; Actinopteri; Cichliformes; Cichlidae
Source: RefSeq, a predicted model, not a curated record
GAUUGGUGCUGAUGAGGACGCUGCUGAUUCCGCAACACACAGGCAAAGCGGGCGACGGGAGCCAAGCUGCAACUUACCCACAUGUUUAAAUCAUCCAUUCGGACGCAAUUUUUCCGGGAUUCGCUGUUUUAAAUGAAAGGGACAACAUUAACAACAUCUAGCUGAGACAGCAGCGUUGAUAUGUUUUUUUUCUUCCUCCAAGGUCUCACGAGGCAGCUAGCGAAGCAAAGCCGGCGAAUUCAAGCAGAGCCCAAGGACCAGAGGCAAUAGUUAGCUAGCUUUAGCCAGUUAGCCGCUCGCUAACCCGGGAGCCGCUAAUUUGUCCACUCUCGCAGUACACCUGUGCGCCGUGCUAUCCUGUGUUGGAACUACUUAGCUCGUAACACUCAUCGCCGUGGGUUUCCGCUUAAAUAUAUAUCUAUUUUUAAAUUUCAAUUACGGUGACACCGAAGGAGGGGGAGUUAGAAAACCCACCUUGAUAGGUUGAGGUUGGAACCAGCCAACUAAGCGGUGUCCUCAAGUGGCCAUUCACCAUGGACAACGCACACACAAAGACGGUGGAAGAAGUUUACAGCUUUUUUAAUGUGAACGAAAGCACGGGUCUGAGUUUAGAAGAAGUGAAGAAACAACGGGAACGAUAUGGGCCAAACGAACUACCAGCGGAGGAGGGUAAAUCACUUUGGGCACUAGUGAUUGAACAGUUCGAAGAUUUGCUUGUGAGGAUCCUUUUACUUGCUGCCUGCAUAUCGUUUGUCCUGGCCUGGUUUGAAGAGGGAGAAGAAACCGUUACAGCCUUUGUGGAACCUUUUGUUAUCCUUCUUAUUCUCAUCGCAAAUGCCAUUGUAGGAGUUUGGCAGGAACGAAAUGCAGAAAAUGCCAUCGAAGCCCUUAAGGAGUAUGAGCCAGAGAUGGGGAAGGUGUACCGCCAGGAUAGGAAGAGUGUCCAGAGAAUCAAGGCAAGGGACAUUGUGCCUGGGGACAUUGUGGAGGUGGCAGUCGGCGAUAAAGUGCCUGCAGACAUCAGGCUCACUUCUAUCAAGUCAACCACACUGAGGGUAGACCAGUCGAUUCUUACAGGAGAGUCUGUGUCUGUGAUCAAACACACAGACCCAGUGCCUGACCCGCGUGCUGUCAACCAGGACAAGAAGAACAUGCUGUUUUCAGGUACCAACAUUGCAGCUGGUAAGGCUGUCGGUGUGGUGGUUGCCACAGCUGGCAACACGGAGAUUGGCAAAAUUCGAGAUGAGAUGGCUACAACGGAGCAGGAGCGUACACCCCUGCAGCAGAAGCUUGAUGAGUUUGGGCAGCAACUCUCCAAGGUUAUUUCACUGAUCUGCAUUGCUGUGUGGAUCAUCAAUAUUGGACAUUUCAACGACCCGGUUCAUGGAGGUUCCUGGAUUCGAGGUGCUGUCUAUUACUUCAAGAUUGCUGUGGCUCUUGCAGUAGCUGCAAUUCCUGAGGGGCUGCCGGCUGUCAUCACUACCUGCUUGGCUUUAGGAACACGGCGUAUGGCCAAGAAGAAUGCUAUUGUCCGCAGUUUGCCCUCUGUAGAGACCCUUGGCUGUACAUCUGUCAUCUGUUCCGACAAGACUGGCACACUGACGACCAAUCAGAUGUCUGUGUGCAGGAUGUUUAUCAUUGAUCGGGCAGAGGGCGAUCACUGUUCAUUAAAGGAAUUCACCGUUAGCGGCUCCACAUAUGCCCCAGAUGGACAAGUAUUCCAUGAUGGAAAAACAGUCAAAUGUUCCCAGUAUGAUGCGUUGGUGGAGCUGGCCUCUAUCUGUGCUCUCUGUAAUGAUUCCUCGCUGGACUUCAAUGAGGCCAAAGGUGUGUACGAGAAGGUGGGUGAGGCCACAGAGACAGCUCUCACAUGCCUGGUUGAGAAGAUGAACGUGUUUGAUACAGACGUGAAAGGCCUCUCCAGGGUUGAGCGAGCCAACGCCUGCAAUUCUGUGAUCAAGCAGCUGAUGAAGAAAGAGUUUACCCUGGAAUUUUCCAGAGACAGGAAGUCUAUGUCUGUGUACUGUACUCCUAACAAAGCACGCUCCUCAGUUGGCAAGAUGUUUGUGAAGGGUGCUCCUGAGGGAGUGAUUGACAGGUGCACGCACGUUCGUGUAGGCAGUAACAAGGUACCCAUGACCCCUGGAAUCAAGGAAAAGCUAAUGUCUGUGAUCAGAGAGUAUGGAACGGGCAGGGACACCCUGCGCUGUCUGGCUCUGGCCACACGAGAUAAUCCCCUGAACAAACAUGAGCUGAUGUUAGAUGACUCCUCUCGAUUUAUUGAGUAUGAGACUGACCUGACAUUUGUGGGUUGCGUGGGCAUGCUGGAUCCUCCCAGGGCAGAGGUGGCAGCCUCUGUUAGGCUCUGUCGUCUUGCUGGCAUCCGAGUAAUUAUGAUUACCGGAGACAACAAGGGGACGGCUGUGGCUAUUUGCAGGCGCAUUGGUAUUUUUGGAGAAGAUGAUGACGUUUCCAGCAUGGCUUUCACUGGCCGAGAGUUUGAUGAUCUGUCACCUGCGCAGCAGAGAGAGGCUGUGGUCAAGGCUCGCUGCUUUGCACGGGUUGAGCCUUCACAUAAAUCCAAGAUUGUUGAGUAUCUGCAGUCCUAUGAUGAGAUCACAGCUAUGACUGGUGAUGGUGUAAAUGACGCCCCCGCUCUGAAGAAGGCUGAGAUUGGCAUUGCCAUGGGCUCAGGCACAGCUGUGGCCAAGACUGCCUCUGAGAUGGUGCUGGCUGAUGACAACUUUUCCACCAUCGUUGCUGCAGUUGAGGAAGGAAGAGCCAUUUAUAACAACAUGAAGCAGUUUAUCAGAUACCUCAUCUCCUCAAAUGUGGGCGAAGUUGUCUGCAUCUUUCUGACUGCAGCUCUGGGGUUCCCUGAAGCUCUCAUUCCCGUCCAACUGCUCUGGGUCAACCUGGUGACUGAUGGUUUGCCUGCCACUGCUCUAGGUUUCAACCCACCAGACUUGGACAUCAUGAAUAAGCCUCCACGCAAUGCUCGUGAGCCGCUCAUCUCUGGAUGGCUUUUCUUCAGAUACCUAGCUAUUGGAUGUUAUGUUGGUGCUGCCACUGUUGGUGCUGCUGCCUGGUGGUUUGUUGCAGCUGAGGAUGGACCAAGGAUCACCUUUUACCAGCUGAGCCAUUUUCUGCAGUGUGGUCCAGAAAAUCCAGAUUACCAGGGCAUGGACUGCAAAGUGUUUGAGUCUCCUUACCCGAUGACCAUGGCCCUGUCUGUACUGGUCACGAUUGAGAUGUGCAAUGCCCUUAAUAGCGUGUCAGAGAACCAGUCCCUGCUGCGGAUGCCUCCAUGGGAGAACGUGUGGCUGCUGGGAGCCAUCUGCCUCUCCAUGUCCCUUCACUUCCUCAUCCUCUAUGUGGAACCUCUCCCAAUCAUUUUCCAGAUCACACCCCUGAAUCUAACCCAGUGGCUUAUGGUGCUCAAGAUCUCGCUCCCUGUCAUUCUACUGGACGAACUGCUCAAGUUUGCUGCCAGGAACUACCUGGAGCCCGGUAAAGACCUGGAGAAGCCUGCCAACUCCAAAGGCUGCUCCCUGUCUGCAUGUAUGGAGGGAAUCUCGUGGCCCUUUGUGGCCAUUUCCCUCCCCUUGGUCCUCUGGAUCUACAGCUGCGACACUAACAUGGCCGACAUGUUCUGGUCCUGACUGACUUGAGCACAACCUCAACUUUUCCAUUCCCCACCCACUGCCAUCACUUCCCUCUUUCCCUCUCCUCUUCUCUCUCUGCCUUCCGUAAUGUGCGUAGCUAGUGCGUGUGUAUGUGUGUGCAUUUGUAGAGUUAGUGUGUGUGCCUCUGCGUGCCACCACGUGCGUAAGAGAAAGGACCAACUUUGACACAUAACAAAUAAUAUAAAAUGUUAACACUGAGAAGACGUCUGUUUUGAGGUGGUAUAGGAAUAAUGAAUGGGUGAGGCUUUAAAUGUGAGUGUUAGAAGACCAUCACUCCCAUAGCUGUGGACUUUUUUUGUUGCUGGUGUGAAAGAAAAUGUACCGUUGCCAGUUAUUAUUUUUGUUCAUGUCAAUAUUGCCUUUAUGGUUCAUAUUUUAAUGAUGGUGGGAAUAACAUGUCCUAUGUCACUACAGUAAAAACAGCAAAUUUCGGUCUUUUUUGUUUUGUUUUGUUUCCCUCUUGAUGAAAAGGAAAAUUAGGAUAUCAGAAAUAAUUUGAUCUGUACAGAGACUGAACACUAUUUUAUGCAACUUUUUUUAUGGCUUUGUAAAUUGUUUGACCAGCGUGGCUUAGACAUACCGCCUUGAUUUAUUUUCUGAUGUUUACCAUUGUGUCUUCAGUAUAAACUCAGAACUCUUUCAGAGAGGACGAGCUCCAUGUGGCAGACAAGGAUGGGGGGAAGGUUUGGGACUCAGAGUGAAACAUUUGAAUGCUUAGCUAACAACAAAAAAAGACAACAAAAGAAAACCCUUGAUAAACAAAAGCCGCAUGUCCUGUGACCAAGCAUGAACUGUAUGUGUUUCUCAUUCUAAUUUAAUUGUGUAUGGUCCCCCAUGUUAGAGCGAAAAUUAACUUCAUAGAUGUUUUUGGUUUUUUAACUAUAAUGAUCGAAAAUAAGUAUGUUUUUCUGCACUGGGCAGAGCACAGCUACCUCAAUAUAAGAUUUUCUUUUUCUUUUGCUCAUCUUGAGAUACUUUUCCUCAACAGUCUUGCUAAAGCGUAACAUCUGAGGUGUGCCCCUAUUUGCUUGUGCAGAAAACGACGAACAAAAUCUCUCUUCCCUCUAACAUUUUAAAGAAUAUAUUUUGUAUUGAUUUGUGACAUUAACUUUAUUUGUGUGUAUGUGUUCUGAGACAGAACUGGGUGGGGAUGUUGUAAGGUGACUACCAUCUCCAUGGCGUUUGAUUCAAAGGAUCAUAAUAUUAAAAUUUUAAGGAAGAAUACUAAUACAGCAGCUGCUCCAAUGAAUGGAUUUUGGAUUACAAAUUAAAAAACGCCCAAAUGUUGUCGUUUUUGUUUUUUGUUUUUUUACUUUAAGAAAAAUACACUCAUGAACCCUUUGAAUCAAGUGUUUUCUGUCUUUAUUUAAUACAAUAUAGACCCAUGAUAUUCAAUAUUAUUCAUAUCCAUUUUUUGUAUGUGCAUAUAAUACUUGAAUACAGAUCAUUUCAGACAUAUGAAUGCUUCGGUUUUCUUGGCACAACAUUGCAGGCAUGAGCUAUUCAUGGCAUAAGAACCUGUGUGUUUGACUCUUAGACUAUUCUUUAGGGGACUUAGUUUAUGUUUGGUAUACCAUGCUUUACAGUAGUCUGUACUUGUUGGAUCAGAGCCUAUUCAGUCUACACUCAUCUUAAGCAUCACUGUGUUUGGAAAUUCUGACGUGAGAAAAGCCCAUCAUUAGCAUGUGUUUUGAAGCCUGGGUUUGUUCGUGCUUGUGUGUGUUUGUGUGUUCCUCUUAACAGCUGUGUGCUCUUUUUUUUUUUUCUCCUUUCUCCCCCUCAAUGCCUACCACUGGCCACCCUGUCACUAGAGUUGGCUCUCAUAAAUGCUUCGUAUAUAAGAGUGGCCUCUAAAGUUGCAGCCAUCCUACAACCCAGGGUGUCCACUCACUCUGGCUUCACACACCUCAGACACUCUAUGAUGACCAGCAGUAUGUACCCUUGUGCAGACAGGAAAAAAAAGUAAAUAAUUAGGACACGUUUUACAGUAAUGAGACCAAAUAUGUAAGGGUGUACUUCAAAAGGGUUUGGGAGCUUAUACUAGCUCCUUUGCCCAAUGCAUCACGACACGUGACCACAUACUUCUCGAGACACUUGUACCUCCGCGUGCAGAUGCUAAAUCAUCAACACUGUUAUGUUUUGUGUGCAGGGAACUUCUUAAUGGCCUCAACGAUCCCUCUUGCAUGAUGAACAUAUUUCCAACUUCCAUGGUAGCUUGUCACAUAGAGAAUCUUUAAAACACUGGGUUGAAUGGUCUUAGGUCUACAUCAGUGUAAAAAAUAAAAACAUUCAUGCAUGCGUUCCAGCUGUAUGUAGGCUUUGCAGUUUGUAUUUAUAGAUUCUAAUGUAUUAUAGUCAGAUAACAUUAAGAUAUAUUGCAAAAAUCACUGUUUUUAUUGUAAUGGUUUGGGUAAUUUGCACAAUAUUAAUGUGGAUAAAUGAGUGAUGCUAAACUUGACUGUACUUAACUUUAGUCAUUUGAAUUUUACUCCUCUACUGUAGGCUGAUCACUGACCCAUUUACUUUGAAGAAGUCUUUUGCGAUGAGUACAACAGACUGACACUGAUUCAUUGGUAAUCCUGCAAUACAACAGUGUUCUGUUUUCUUAUUGCCUCUGUAUAAUUCUGAUAAUGUAUCUUUAUGAACUGCUGUAAAACUGUGAUCUAAUGCGGGGGAAGGGGCGGUAGAAACUCUUCAGCGAAACCUGGUUGAAGAACAAUAGUAACCAUAUUUAAAAAAAAACCAAACAAAAGACGAUCAUUAUUGAAGACUUGUAAUGGUUACCAUGCAUUACUGAGGUUGUGAUUUCAGGUAAAUAAAAAUACAUAGCAUUUGAA